AUGUUCACCAAGCUUGUUCUUAGCGCCGCUCUUUUGGGCUUGACCCAUGCUGCCCUGAUCGAUCUAAAUGCGACGAAGUCUGAUGGUGUGAAGAUUCUGAAGAAGCAGACCUUCGAUUACAUUAUUGUGGGAGGCGGCACUGCUGGGCUGACGGUAGCCAGACGUUUAGCAGAGUCAUCGUCGUCGACCUCUGUAUUGGUCUUGGAGGCCGGUGGCUCUGGCGUUGGCCAGGACAUAGUCACGAUUCCAGAAAAGUCUUUUUCUUUCGUUGGAACAGAGAUCGACUGGGGUUUCACGAUUCUCGGAGGCGACUCAGCCAUCAAUGGUUUGGUAUGGACACGCGCGUCGAAAGCAGAAUACGAUGCCUUCGAGACUCUUGGGUCACCUGGAUGGAACUGGGAUACACUGUAUGCGCAUAUGCAAAAGGCCGAACAAUUGGAAUAUCCUGCAGCGUCCCUCAUUGACGAAUAUGGCUAUGUCGUUGAUGCGAGCUCUGUUGGAACAUCAGGACCCGUUAGCGUAUCGUUCCCGGCCUACCUCCCGCUACAACACAGAACACUCAUCGAGGCCUCUGUGGAACUCGGGCAUACGUUUAACACCGAUGCAUAUAGCGGAGAGAACGCCGGGGUGUAUUAUAGUCUUUCGUCUCAGACUACGGUGCCCGAGCGCGAAACGUCGGAAUUCGCUUAUCUCACGCCGUGGGAGACCCACAAGCAACUAACAGCCUUCACCUAUGCCACCGUCUCAAAGAUUAACCUCGACAACUCUUCUGAGCCCAAAGCAACAGGUGUCCAAGUUAUCUUUCCCGAUGGAUCCGAGCAUACCGCCAGUCUCAAAUCUGGCGGUGAAGUCAUCCUUUCUGCUGGCGUUGUACGCACUCCACAAUUGUUGGAGCUCUCUGGUAUUGGUGACAGUGAUAUCCUUACGCCAUUGGGAAUCGAUGUCAAGGUGGACCUUCCUGGCGUUGGUGCUAACUACGAGGAUCAUACUCUGACUCUCCUGACCUACCAGCUCAAGGAUGGAUAUUUGUCCUUUGACGCUCUCAGUUACAACGAAACGCUCUUGGAGGAGCAAACCGCUCUGUACAAACUGGGACUGGGCUGGCUUACCUUUGCUCAAGCUGUCGUCAACUUUGAACCCAUCGACGUGAUUCUGACAGCAGACGAAAUUGAAGAGGCCAAGCAAAUCCUGUCAACGAAACCUGACUCGAUUCCUCAAGACCAAUUCGACAUCAUCAAGGGGCAGAUAUUGAACGGAACUACUCAAGUAGAAUAUCUCCUGUUCAAUUCCUUCUCUGCCGGUACGACCAAGGAAGCCAAUACUAGCUAUAUCUCCAUGGCCGUUACUCAUACACAUCCUUUGUCUCGCGGAUCUAUCCACAUCAACUCAACGUCUAUUGAUGACUUCCCUAUCAUCAACCCCAACAUGCUUGAGGCUGAGUGGGACAACUGGUUCUUGGCAAAAGCUACGGCAUACGGUCGCAAAUUUUUUGAAACACAGGCAUUCCAGGAAAUCGUGGUUUCCGAGGAAGUCUUCCCAGGCUCAACUGUCUCGACUGACGAUGAAUGGCUUACGUACGUUCAAGAGAACCUGAACUCUGGGGUAUGUCUUCUCGUUGAUCUUAUCACUCUAUUGGCUCUGCUUCUCUUUUGCCAAAGGAAGGCAACUGGCGUUGUCGACGCAAACCUCAAAGUAUAUGGCACCAAAAACCUUCGGGUGGUCGAUUUGUCGAUUCUGCCUCUGCUAAUCUCUGCCCACACUCAGCCUGCUGCAUAUGCUGUCGGAGAGCUAGCUGCAACACUCAUUACUGGUUCGACAAGUUGCUAG
Messenger RNA from Desarmillaria tabescens, 1827 nucleotides. RefSeq lists its product as uncharacterized. The coding region runs from base 1 to 1827 and encodes 608 amino acids. The record is from RefSeq and is a predicted model, not a curated record. Lineage: Eukaryota; Fungi; Basidiomycota; Agaricomycetes; Agaricales; Physalacriaceae. Gene Ontology annotation, molecular function: oxidoreductase activity, acting on CH-OH group of donors; flavin adenine dinucleotide binding. The transcript has 18 exons.